Trichomonas vaginalis G3 is the source of this 852-nucleotide messenger RNA. RefSeq lists its product as uncharacterized. Lineage: Eukaryota; Parabasalia; Trichomonadida; Trichomonadidae. The coding region runs from base 1 to 852 and encodes 283 amino acids. The transcript has a single exon. The record is from RefSeq and is a predicted model, not a curated record.
AUGAUUAAACAACAGCAACCACAGCAACUUAAGGCGCAAAGCACCCAGGUCCUUCAGACCAUUACAUACGCCAUAUAUGCAUAUAAUUCAAAGACAGCAGAACAAACACAAAGGUUGAAAUAUGGAGAUUUGGAGAUAGUAUUGAAAAAUGACUAUUUCGAAUUCGUUUGCAAAGGUGGUGUAGUGAUAUCAAAUAUAAAAGAAAUUUUAUUUAUGAAUUCAAAAAUUAAAGGAAUAACGGAUGAUAUAACAUCAAUUCCACCAGAAGAACAAAGAUAUUACGCAUUAAAUGCAUUUCCUAAAGUUUUGAAGAUUGGAAGAUUUAGUUUAAAUGAGGAAUUCAUAAAAGGUUUCCUUAAUGACAUAAUGAAGAAGGCAGAUAAGGAAUAUGUUAAUGAUGAGUUAGACCUUAAGGCAGAUAAUGAAUAUGUCAACGGUGAAUUAAUGAAGAAGGCAAAUUUGGUUUAUGUUGAUGAAAAAGAUAAUGAAAUUAAAGAAAGGGUUGAAUGGUAUCAUGAAUGGACAUCAAAGAUUUUAAAAACUAAAGCUGAUACAGGAUGGGUUUCAGGAUGUUUAGACCUUAAAGCAGAUAAAACUUAUGUUAAUGAUGAGUUAGACCUUAAAGCAGAUAAGGAAUAUGUCAAUGAAAUAUACCAAAGUUUGAUAGGAACAACAAAAAAUAUUGAAACUAUUGUUGGUGACUUUUCUGUCAAUGAAGAAAAUAAAUAUUUUAGAUGGCAGUUUGUACAGUCCUUAAAAAAUGGUGCACGGUGUAAACUCAUUCCGAAAAAUAACAAUGAAAUGUAUGUAAGCUAUAUAAAGAAUAAUGGUACACAAGUUAAAGUUCCAUAG